Molecule: messenger RNA, 1867 nt
Organism: Schistosoma rodhaini
Lineage: Eukaryota; Metazoa; Platyhelminthes; Trematoda; Strigeidida; Schistosomatidae
Source: the annotation of a GenBank genome assembly
AUGACUUCUGAUUCAAAUAAAGAGAAUGAACUGUCUAAGUAUAUUAAAGAAUUUACACCGGGUAUUGUCGAGAAAAAAGUCAGCUAUGACAAGCAGUUCUCCGUCACGAAAAGCGAAAUCGAACUAGAACCCUUACUCAAACCAAACCCACACCGCUUCGUCCUUUUCCCCAUAGAAUACCACGAUGUCUGGCAUUUUUAUAAGAAGGCUGUAGCCUCUUUUUGGACUGUGGAAGAGGUGGAUUUAUCCAAAGAUCUCAUACAUUGGGAGUCUUUAAAAGUUGGGGAACGUCAUUUCAUAUCCUACGUGUUAGCCUUCUUUGCGGCAAGUGACGGCAUUGUCCUCGAGAACCUCCUGGAACGCUUCAGUCAAGAAGUCCAGAUUCCAGAGGUUCGUUGUUUCUAUGGAAUGCAGAUAGCUAUCGAGAAUAUUCACUCUGAAAUGUACUCUUUAUUAAUUGAUACAUACAUCAAAGACUCUAAAGAAAGGGACUUUCUCUUCAACGCCAUAAGCAACUUAACUUGUGUUGCUAAAAAGGCUCAGUGGGCAUUAGAUUGGAUUGGUGAUUCUAAAUCUACUUUUGCAGAACGCUUAGUUGCUUUUGCAGCAGUGGAAGGUGUCUUUUUUUCUGGUAGCUUUGCAGCUAUAUUCUGGCUUAAGAAACGAGGUCUUAUGCCUGGACUGUCUUUUAGCAAUGAAUUAAUCAGUAGAGACGAAGGACUACAUUGUGAUUUCGCUUGUCUAUUGUUUAAACAUAUUAUCAAAAAGCCUCCCAAAGAACGUGUUGAGUCAAUAAUAAGAGAGGCGGUUCUGAUAGAACAGGAGUUUUUAUCCGAAGCCCUACCAGUCAGCUUAAUUGGGAUGAAUUGCAAACUGAUGUGUCAGUAUAUUGAAUUUAUCGCUGACAGGCUACUGGUUGAACUUGGUUAUGAAAAGAUGUAUCAUUCUGACAAUCCUUUUGACUUCAUGGAAAACAUAUCAAUCGAAGGGAAGACUAACUUCUUUGAGAAGCGAGUUGGUGAAUAUCAACGGGCUGGUGUUAUGUCUCGAGCGAGAGGCGAAUCAACCCAUAACUUUUCUGUUGACGAAGAUUUUUAAUAUUGUGAUUGGUUUUGUGCGCACUUGGUUUUCGGGGUUUGAUAUUUAGGGCUGUGGAUGCGCUAACAUAGCGACUCUAGUACUCAGUUUGUUAUGAGGUAUUUUUGAUGCACUAGUGUCGUCUUGUAGUUAUCAAAUGUCCUUUCCAAGUGGUUAACCACAAAUUCCAUGUGUUUUGUGCUACUGUAGUACGGGAUUCAGUCUACGCAAAACAUUGGUAGUUGUUCGUCACCUUAUCACUCAUGUUAUAAAGCCAGAUUGGCAGUUGGUAUAAGAUUAGUUGUAGUAUGCUAGCAUUUAAACUGAGAAAUGUUAGUGCGAGUGGUAAUCUUAAUUAAGCAGAGUCAAAAGUUUCAAGUUCUUGAGAACUGGUCAAAUAAGGGUUGUGGGUAUCUUCUACGCACAAUUAUGUAAACAUAUGGAUGGCAUCGUAUAUCAAGUCAUGACCUUUAAAGGGUUUGAGGGAUUGUCGAAUACCAGUUAAUAGAGAGUCGCUUAAAGUCUGGUACACUUAUUAGUAAGCAGUAUUUGUAAUAACCGAUUAGUUCCAGUAACUGAAGGCUAGCAAUUGUAAAUAGUGGUAAACAAGAGCCCCAGCAGGUUAAUAUUGUGUACGAAUAUUCGAUCAAAGGCCCCUCCAAAACAGUUAACCAACAUGUGGUAACAUGCGGCUCCCGGAUGCCCUGGUACGACCGAGAGUGGCGAGUCAGCUCUCAAGUGAACACGUGCAUACAAACACUGCCAGUGAAGUCCUACUCACUGCCUUCUC